CCCACUCCUCCCGACUCCAGUGAGAUGCGAGGAGAGACGCUCUCUUUCGGCAGCUACUCCCUCGGGGGCUCUUCUGCUGUUCCGACCAAGUCGGGGCCGAGCUCGACACCGCCGCGCUCUCUGCGGGACUCUUGGGAUUCGGACUCUGAAUCCGAGUCGGUACCCCACGAUCCUUCUACCAAGAUCCCGGGGUUCAUCUACUAUUCGUCGGAGGAGGACGAGAAGACCCCAUCUCCGCCAGUUCCGCCGAUCCGUCGUGAGGUCGUCGCCCCUCCCGUUCCUGCCGGCCGCGGUGGGCGAAGCCGCCGCCCUCCAGCUCUUCCCGCAGCGGUUCCGAGCGAGAGCUCUGUGGCAUCCCACCAUCCGAGCCGGUGCUUCCUCGAAGACCCAGGCUCGCCCAGCUAUGACGAGUCCACCGGGCACUCCGUCACCAGUCAGGCUCCUUCACCUUCUUACCCCCCACCCUAUACUUGCAAGCGGGGGUGGAAUUGUGGCACGCACUGAAGUCUACUCGUACUUUUAAUGGCAAGGUGUUUAAUUGUUGUAAGGCGCUUGUGCCAUGUACUUGCCCGUUUUCCGGGAUGAAUAAAAUUUGGAUUUGAUU
Cuscuta campestris is the source of this 604-nucleotide messenger RNA. The record is from the annotation of a GenBank genome assembly. NCBI's taxonomy places the organism in Eukaryota, Viridiplantae, Streptophyta, Magnoliopsida, Solanales, Convolvulaceae.